CUCUGCUCUCUCUCCUCCCGCCUAUGCCCGUCGCGUCUCCUCCUCCCUCCUGCUCCUCUCGCUCUCCUCAGCACGAGCACGGCAGCUGCUCCUCUCGCUCUCCUCAGCGCGGCAGCGCCUCCUCGUGCUCCAGACCACGGGUGAGUCACCUCCGGUCGGCGCCGCCGCCAGCGGUUCGGGCCUCCUUCGCCUCCCACACCGUCGACCUUGGUGGCCAUCUCCACCGCCUCCUUGUUCCGCCGGUCCGGCGCGACCACCACCUACCAGCUCUGCCCCGACAAGCUCCGCCACCAUGCGCGGGGCGCACCUUCUGCAAGCUUCAACGUCCCGGCUCUGUCCUACUCCUCUCGACCGCGCCGCCAAGCUCAGGUAACAAUGCAAUAAAGCGAGGUGGAACGGGGGCAGGAGCCAUCACCGGCCACUCUGUUUCCUAGCUUUUCGGGCAGUGUGGCAUCAAUGGCGUACAACCAUAGUGGCCAACUUUUGGUAGUUGCUUCAAACUUUACUCAUCAAGGAGCAGAUAGAGUGUGAGUGGUUACUAAAUCACAACUCUUCUUAUUGCUUUAUCAUUAGUAACAUUCUAUUCAUCUUGAAUUUGUUAAGCACAACAACUACCAUUGAGAUAAUGCUGCUAAAAAUAAUUGACAUAGGCACAUGCCCUCACCUAUAUUCAGUUAUGCAUGAAAAAUGACUGCAAAUGAGAUUAGCAUCGACUAGAUAUGUCUGCACUUGCAAGUUUAAUGUGCAGUGUGCACAUGUUGACUGGGCCCUACAAAAAAAGUUUCCUCGUCGUUAUUGAGCUUGUUGGCAGCCUGAAACUUUAUGCUAAACAUGGUUCUUGCUACCUCGUCGACAAAAUACCCUCUCUUGAUUUUGGCUACAUAGUUGCCCUAGUCUUAGCCCGGGUGUUCUGCACAUUGAUCAUUGUGGGCUUAUGAUUGGCAUCUGCCUUGGGUUUGGUGUCUGUUGCGCUUCUAUCUGGAAUAUGGCAUUUGUCUAUUGUAGCACUAUGGUCACUGGCGUCCUCCCUUCUCUUCUCGGUUCUACUCCCUCCGUUCCAAAUUACUCGUCGUGGUUUUAGUUCAAAUUUGGAACGGGGGGAGUAUAAGAAAGCACAUGCUAGUCCAUUUUUUUGUUAAGCAGUUAACACCCUUAUGUGUUUUGUUUCUGUUGGUCAAGCUGGAGGUGGAGGGGCACCAGAUAUUUAUCGAAACGAUGCGGGAUUCCAAAAGGAAGAAGUCUCCCUGAGAGUAGAAGCUCUCUUCUUACCCAGACCGGUCCAGCCGACUACUUGUACAAUUAAUCGAGCCCUACCACUGUAGUCCCCCCCUAACAUUAUUGAGCUGGGCAGAGUAGCAUUCAUGCCAUUGUAUGUUGUGUUUUGUUUUAUGUAUGUUUAGGCCUCUUUUUUAGUGAGAUGAAACAAGAGAGCAACUUGUUGGAAGUAAUACAUUUGAUGUGUGCAAUCCAAUGAGUGCUGA
Molecule: messenger RNA, 1481 nt
Organism: Triticum aestivum (bread wheat)
Lineage: Eukaryota; Viridiplantae; Streptophyta; Magnoliopsida; Poales; Poaceae
Exons: 3
Coding region: 24-434 (136 amino acids)
Source: RefSeq, a predicted model, not a curated record